GGAUCUGCUCUCAGGGGCGUGUCCACCUAGGCUGGAGCUCCAGCCCCUCCCUGACCUAAUAGAGAGCUUAUUGCGCACGCGUAGGGAGGAGCCGCGGGGCACGCCGGGAGCAGGUAUCUCUCCACAUGGCGGCCGAGGAAGCAACCAUCACAGUUCGACUCAUCCGUUCAUUUGAGCAUCGAAAUUUCAAGCCUGUAGUGUAUCAUAGAGUUAAUUUGGACCAAACUGUGAAGGAAUUUAUAGUAUUUCUAAAGCAAGAUGUCCCUUUGAGAAGCAGCUUGCCACCGCCACUCAGAAAUUACAAAUAUGAUACACUAAAGAUUCUUCAUCAAGCUCACAAAGCAAAGACAAAUGAGCUUGUGUUGGGUUUGGAGGAUGACGACACACUCCUGCUGAAGGAAGACAGAACGCUGAAGGAAUCAGGAAUAGAAUCAAGCUACCUGUUCCGUAUUUGCCUGCUCUCCAGUUAUCCUGAGAGGUGGCAGGCUAAUUUCGUGGGGCGGGGGGAGUCCCUUCCCUUCUGGAACUGACUAGUCUAUUUGAAAGAGAUCAAGCCAGUGAAACUGAAAUUGCAUUCUUCUGCGAAGAAGAUUAUAAGAGAUACAAAGCUAAUCCCACCUCAUCCUGGUGAAGGUGCCCAGGGGACACCUUUGCCUUUCUUUGUUCCACAAGUGAGUUUUUCAAAUUGUCAAAUAAAUCUUUAAAAAAAAUUAA
Mesocricetus auratus (golden hamster) is the source of this 714-nucleotide messenger RNA. RefSeq names its product chromosome unknown C2orf76 homolog (gene CUNH2orf76). NCBI's taxonomy places the organism in Eukaryota, Metazoa, Chordata, Mammalia, Rodentia, Cricetidae. The transcript is spliced from 8 exons. The coding region runs from base 126 to 530 and encodes 134 amino acids. The record is from RefSeq and is a predicted model, not a curated record.